AUGCUAACUCUGCCUUUUGAUGAGCCGCCCUCCAACCAGACCGGCAGUCCCUUCCGGACCGGCUGGGCCGCCAACCAAUUAGUCAGAUCGGUUAAGCCAGAGCCUGGCAGAGCCCCGGAGGACACGUUUGAGUGCAGGAGACAGAACGGAGAGAGGAAUGACAGAGAGGAGGAGGAGGAGGAGGACGAGGAGGAGGAGGAAGAAGAAAAGGAACAAGGCGGUGGUCAGAGAAGAAGGGGUUCAUAUACGAAGAAAGCGAGUCAGGCCCGGCUGGAGCGUGUCCGGCUGCGGCGCAUCGAGGCCAACGCGCGGGAAAGGAACCGCAUGCACAGUCUGAACAAUGCGCUGGACCGGCUGAGGAAAGUGGUUCCCUGCCACUCCAGGAAGCAGAAGCUGUCCAAAAUAGAGACGCUGCGCCUGGCCAGGAACUACAUCUGGGCCCUCAGCGAGAUCCUAAACACCGGGAAGAGACCGGACCUGCUCACGUUCGUCCAGACUCUGUGCAAGGGCCUCUCCCAGCCCACCACUAGCCUGGUGGCCAGCUGUCUGCAGCUCAACCCCCGCAGCUUCAUCUUGGAGCCAGGCGGGGAGUCCUUCCCCCUCUACCCAGCCUACCACCACCACCACCACGGGGCCGAGGCAGUGGGCUGCAGCUCGGCAGACAGCGGCAGGCCCCUGGGCUCCUUCUGCGGCCCCUAUGAGUCUCUGUAUGACAGUCCCUCUCCGGACGGCUCCAGCCCUCUGGAUGCAGGGACCCUCAACCCAGCCGUCAACUUCGACGGGAUUUUCUCCCUGAAACGCGAGGAACCGGUGGACUACCGGAGCUGUCACUACGGCCCCCGCUACUGCUCGGUCAGCCAGGGCUCCUCCGCAGACCUAGGCCAGUACGACGUCCGCCUCCGGGGCCAGUUCUACCAGGCGCAGGAGGAACUGAGCAAGCCUUUCACUUAUUAA
Messenger RNA from Perca flavescens (yellow perch), 954 nucleotides. It is a transcript of the gene neurod6a, whose product is annotated as neuronal differentiation 6a. Gene Ontology annotation, cellular component: nucleus. Gene Ontology annotation, biological process: positive regulation of transcription by RNA polymerase II; sensory organ development; axon development. Gene Ontology annotation, molecular function: protein dimerization activity; DNA-binding transcription factor activity, RNA polymerase II-specific; E-box binding. The record is from RefSeq and is a predicted model, not a curated record. The transcript has a single exon. Bases 1 to 954 code for a protein of 317 amino acids. Lineage: Eukaryota; Metazoa; Chordata; Actinopteri; Perciformes; Percidae.